ACAUACAGAGAGAGUAGAAAAAGUGUGUUAACCUAGAGUGGAAUAAUAGUGUUUUUCUUGUUAGAGACAAGAAAAGAGAGAAAAAUGGGAAGAGGAAGAGUAGAACUAAAGAGAAUAGAGAACAAAAUAAACAGGCAAGUUACUUUUGCUAAGAGAAGAAAUGGACUUCUUAAGAAAGCUUAUGAGUUAUCUAUACUUUGUGAUGCUGAAGUUGCUCUCAUCAUCUUCUCUAGCCGCGGAAAACUCUAUGAGUUUUCAAGUGCUUCCAGCAUGAUGACAACACUUGAAAAGUAUCAACAAUGCAGUUACGCAUCUUUGGACCCGAUGUUACCGGUUAGUGAUACUCAGAUGAACUACAAUGAGUAUGUGAGGCUAAAAGCUAGAGUUGAGCUCCUUCAACGUUCUCAAAGACAUAUUCUUGGAGAGGAUUUGGGCACACUAAACUCGAAAGAACUUGAGCAGCUUGAGCACCAAUUGGAUGCAUCUUUGAAGAAAGUUAGAUCAAAAAAGACUCAAUCUAUGCUGGAUCAGCUGGCAGACCUUCAAGAAAAGGAGCAAAUGCUGGAAGAAGCAAAUAAACAACUAAAAAACAAGCUGGAAGAAAGUGCAGCUAGAAUUCCACUUGGAUUGUCAUGGGGAAAUAAUGGAGGACAAACAAUGGAAUACAAUCGACUCCCUCCACAAACUACUGCACAACCUUUCUUUCAACCUCUCCGUUUGAAUUCUUCAUCGCCUCAAUUCGGAUACAAUCCAAAUAUGGGUGCAAAUGAUCAUGAGGUUAAUGCAGCAACAACUGCUCAUAAUAUUAAUGGAUUUAUUCCAGGGUGGAUGCUCUAAUGGAUUAACAUAGUAAUAUUUGUUCUCUUGUAUUGUAUGAACUAAUAUAAUUAAUGUUGUUUUUGUGGUGGCCACUAAUCUGUAUUUAGCAACUUACAAUUAUUGUUGAAGUAGUGAGGAGAAUAAUUCACUCAACUUGUUAUAAAAAUAACAACUGCCGGCCCCAUCUCAACUAUGCACUAUGACAUCUUGGAAUUUAUGAUAUAUAUAUGUAUCUAAUAUUUUUGUUUAGAUUAGUGAUGCUUGUUAAC
Solanum lycopersicum (tomato) is the source of this 1088-nucleotide messenger RNA. Its product is annotated as MADS-box protein CMB1-like. The record is from RefSeq and is marked provisional. Gene Ontology annotation, cellular component: nucleus. Gene Ontology annotation, molecular function: protein dimerization activity; DNA-binding transcription factor activity, RNA polymerase II-specific; RNA polymerase II cis-regulatory region sequence-specific DNA binding. Lineage: Eukaryota; Viridiplantae; Streptophyta; Magnoliopsida; Solanales; Solanaceae. Gene Ontology annotation, biological process: positive regulation of transcription by RNA polymerase II.